Entrophospora sp. SA101 is the source of this 852-nucleotide messenger RNA. NCBI's taxonomy places the organism in Eukaryota, Fungi, Glomeromycota, Glomeromycetes, Entrophosporales, Entrophosporaceae. The record is from the annotation of a GenBank genome assembly.
AUGAAAAUUUCCACAACUGCAAAAGUUCCUUUACUUGGAGGAGACUUAAAUCUACCAAGUGGUAAAAAGAUCAGUGAUAUAUUGUUACCUAUAUAUAAGGAUGCCAAUGAAAAUGACUUGAUCAAAAUUGGAGUACUUGACUUAGAUAACCCAAGAUAUAAAGAUCCUUCCUACAAUGAAUUACUAAUUUAUAAAAGAACAUUGGAUGACCUUGUUUCUUCCAAGAAAAUUGGAAAACAGAUAUUUCAAAGGAUAGAUGAAAUAAAGAAAAUUGAAGGUUUUGAAGAAGCACAAAAAAACUUAAAGUUAUGGUAUAAAGAUGAUGAUUUAUUUUCAACAGAUUUUGACCCCAUGAUAAUGACAUUUCUUCGAAGACUUGUUGAGAAAAUUCUAUGUUAUUUUAAUCUUAAUUCAAGCUAUUGGGAAUUAAAUCAUUCUGAAACACAUAAGCACAAACGUCGUAACUUAUUAAAAACAAUUGAUGAAAAUGUUGAGAAGGCUCUUGUGCCAGAUAUUACUAUUGAGGAUUUGAGGAAUAACUUAGAAGUCUUGAUUGUAGAGCAUGGAAAGCAACAGUUGAAUGAUAAUAGAAGAAAGUUUUUCAAUGAUAAGUUCAAAUCAUGCAUCUUACUUCAUGACAUGUUACGAUCUGUUUACAAUGAAUUGAGAUUUGUUAAUGAAGAAAUCAAAACAUUUGAUUUUAGUGUUUUUAGUGUGGUGACAUCUGUAGCACCAGAGCUAUAUGUUCUACAAAAAAUUUCUCAGUAUUCCUUACCCAGAACUAUUCAUAGUUUCAGUUCAUUAUCCAAAAAUGCAUAUGAAUUAAUAAAAUUCCGUGUAAGUGCAUUUUAA